Acanthamoeba castellanii str. Neff is the source of this 1554-nucleotide messenger RNA. Its product is annotated as Phospholipase Blike protein, putative. NCBI's taxonomy places the organism in Eukaryota, Discosea, Longamoebia, Acanthamoebidae. The record is from RefSeq and is a predicted model, not a curated record. Bases 1 to 1554 code for a protein of 517 amino acids. Gene Ontology annotation, cellular component: extracellular region. The transcript is spliced from 13 exons. Gene Ontology annotation, molecular function: glycerophospholipase activity. Gene Ontology annotation, biological process: phospholipid catabolic process.
AUGAAGAGUGUCGGCUUGUUGGUGGGCGGGCUGGUCGUGCUGCUCGCCUUUGCCGCGUGGAGCGCGCAUAGUUUGGAGGGCACGGCGACUGUUUACUACGACCCGGCCACCAAGCACAUCUACCUGCUUCCCGGUCGCGUCGAUCUCCGUCACGGCGCUGCCGUCGGCGAGUACCACGAUCACAUCGAAAAGGAUGGCUGGGGCAAGUUGAGCAUCGAGGGCAACCCUCUCCACGAAGAUGAAACCCAGAUGUUCGCCGCAGGUUAUCUGGAGGGCGCGAUGACGCAGAAGCGCAUCUACCAGCAGUACACCAACAUCCACUCCGUGUUCUGGCACAACGCAACGACCAUCCCGGCCUCGCUGCAGGCCUGGCUCAAGGCGCAGGACAAGUGGGUGCGGGACAACGCGGCGGAGAAGAGGGCCGCGGACCCCUACUGGGGCCAAGUGGCCAACGUCCUGGCCCAGUUCGAUGGCCUUGUCAAGGGCUACAACGAUUUCGCCCCGGCCCUCCCUGGCCGCCCUCCUCGCAAUAUGAUGAGUGAAGAUCAAUUGCGCAACUGGGUGUACAACACCCAUUGCUCGGCGCUGAUCAAGGUCACCGGAGAUCUCUCGGACAUCUUCGCCGGUCACACGGCCUGGUUCUCGUACGAGUCGAUGCUCCGGAUCGCCAAGUCCUACACCCUGCCGCUGUCCAACCCCUCCACCCAGUCCAAGAGCGUCAUCUUCUCUUCGUACCCGGGCUUCCUCGUGUCCCUUGACGAUUUCUACAUCACCGACAAGGAAUUGGUGGUGAUCGAGACCUCGCUCUCGGUCUUCAACGAGAGCCUCUACACCAUCGUGCGGGACAACACGCAGGUGCUGCUCAGUUGGCAGCGCACCAUGCUGGCCAACAGAAUGGCCAGUUCCGGUCCGCAGUGGGCCAGCACCUACUCGAGGUACCAGAGCGGGACGUACAACAACCAGUGGAUGGUUCUCGACACCAAGCGCUUCGAGCAGGGCGUGCAGCUGAACCCCUACACGCUCACCAUCCUCGAACAGAUCCCCGGCUACAUCCAAUGGGACGACCAGACGAGCAUUCUCGCGGAGGGCUACUGGCCGUCCUACAAUGUCCCCUUUUACCCGCGCGUGUACGAGGCCGCGGGCUACGUGGAGAUGGCCCAGAAGCAGCCGGUCAUGGCCAGCUACCAGCACUGCUGCCGCGCCAACAUCUUCAGAAGGGAUCAAGGCAACGUCACGGACUUUGAGGCGUUCAAGUCCAUCCUCCGCUACAAUGACUGGCAGAACGAUCCCUAUUCCCAGGGCCACCCCGGCUAUUCGAUUGCCGCUCGUUUCGAUCUGGAGAAGUCCAAUCCUUCGCCCGAAGGCGGCUACGACACCAAGGCCACAUCCUACGCCCGAGUGAAGCAGAUGAAGUUCGAGGCCAUCAACGGACCCACCUACCAGGAGCAGCCCGUAUUUGCUUGGACCAGCCAGUGGGACGCCUACUCGCACGUCGGCCAGCCGCUGCGGUUCCACUUCCCCUUCGUCACCAUGCAGCCCGCCCAGUUCCAGUGA